This is a messenger RNA of Arachis ipaensis, 1396 nucleotides long. RefSeq names its product thaumatin-like protein 1b. NCBI's taxonomy places the organism in Eukaryota, Viridiplantae, Streptophyta, Magnoliopsida, Fabales, Fabaceae. The record is from RefSeq and is a predicted model, not a curated record.
UUAUCAAACUUCAUGAAAAAAGUGUACGAUAAAUGACUUAGUGCACCAAGUCCUUUUAACCUAGUACAUUUAACACAUUAUAUGUCAUUGCGUCUAAUUUGAGAUAUUCAUUUUAUACCCCUAAAUAUGGUGUAAAAUUGGUAGCUCCAUCCUUAAUCCCAUUGGACCGCUUUCAACAAGAAGGGUCCACAGUACACUGAACAAAACAAACUACUCUUGAUUUAUUCGAAAAGCCUGAUAAUCUCCAUGUUUUAAUAUGCAUAGGUUCUUUGGAUCUGGAUCUUAUAUGCUGAAAGGAAAAAACAGACACACUUUCUCAAACCUAGCUAGACAAUGGCAGUUGCUAUUCUACUCUUCAUCUCACUCUUUCACUUCAUCACAGGUGCAAAUUCAGCCACAUUCAAUAUUGUAAACAAGUGCAGCUACCCAGUUUGGCCGGGACUUUUGUCCGGCGCCGGAACACCACAACUCUCCACUACCGGAUUCGCCCUUCAACCGGGCGAAUCUAAUGUGGUGUCCAUCCCAGCCGGAUGGUCCGGCCGUGUAUGGGGCCGGACCCUUUGCUCCACAGACUCCGUCGGAAAAUUCUCAUGUCUCACCGGAGAUUGCGGUUCUUCCGCCGUAGAAUGUGGCGGCGCCGGCGCCGUACCUCCGGCGACCCUGGCGGAAUUCACCCUAAACGGCGCCGGAGGACUAGAUUUCUAUGACGUGAGCCUGGUUGACGGUUACAACCUCCCGAUGAUGGUGGUGCCUCACGGCAGCGGAAACUGUACGGCGACUGGAUGCGUGGCGGAUUUGAAUGGUGGGUGUCCAUCAGAGCUGAAGGUGAAGGCGGGAAGAGAGGAAGCGCGUGACGAGGGCGUGGCUUGCAAGAGCGCGUGUGAAGCGUUCGGCGAUCCGAAGUACUGUUGCAGUGGAGAUUACGCGACGCCGCAGAGUUGCAAGCCCACUUCGUACUCGCAGUUCUUCAAGAGCGCGUGCCCACGCGCUUAUAGCUACGCUUAUGAUGAUGGCACCAGCACCUUCACUUGUGCUUCUGCGGAUUAUCUCAUCACUUUCUGUCCCAAACCUCCCAAAAGUUCAAUGAAGGUAGUAAAUGGAAAAUUUCCAACGGCAGCAGAUAUCUCUAGAGGCCACAAGCACAAACAUGAAUCAGCCACUUACAUGACAAUAGCUAUUACUGCUAUUUUAGUUUCAUUUUGGUGGAGAUUCAAUUAAAUGAAUGUUUAGUGAGAAGAACAACCCAAUGGAACACACCUCAUUAGCAUGGUGAAAUUGAAUAUUAAUUGUACAAGAAAGUAAUGUUAUUUUUGUAGGUUAAAAUUUAAUAUUUAUUAAGAAUGUACAUUUGAGAGAGAAAUUUAAAAAUUUUGACCUAUAUAUCUCAUCUCAUCUA